Vitrella brassicaformis is the source of this 4467-nucleotide messenger RNA. The record is from the annotation of a GenBank genome assembly. Lineage: Eukaryota; Vitrellaceae.
CAUCCCAUGCGCACCAUAGCACUACACCAGUCAUGCUCACGCACAACGAGGCUCUCUACGCAAACAAGAAACACCCACUCAAGAGUGAGUGAGACUCUCAGAUCUGCUGCGCGGCCCUGGCCGCCAAAUUCUUCUGCACACCGAAGAGGGCACGCACACAUCACCCCAUCACCCAUCCCAUACGUUGACCUCCCCCCUCGUGCCUGCCUCUCUCCCUCCCUACCUUGUGCAGUUCUGAGAACUGUUCGUGUUUCUCGAGCUUGUCCUUGCUGGGGAACUUCCGCAUACACACAUAGCAUAUCACCUCCGUCACUGCCGGCGCCGCAGACACCACAGCAGGAGGGGGCGCGUCGGCGGCUGCUGCUGGCUGGGCAGGGGCGGCAGCAGCAGCAGCUGGAGCAGGCCUGUCUUGUGCAGGAGGGAUGCCCGUGCCGCGACCGAUGGCCCCCCGGCCCCUCCCUCUCCCACCACCGCCAGGCAGCCCGCGGCCGAGACCUGACGUGGUGGAAGCUGCGACUGUGAGCUUCAACGGGCCUCCUGAAUGGGGCGGUGACGGAAACAGGUCAUGGAAAUCGGUCAUGUGAGUGUGUGUGUCUUACGGGUGUCGCCAGUGGCGGCCGAUGAUGACGCUGCUGCUGCGGCUCCUGCCGUUGUGUCGCUCCCGUUGCUCUCUGUGGUGUCCUUGCGCUUCUCCUUCUUGGUGUCCUUGCGCACGAGCACAUGGGGGGUGGGGGCUGGGGCCGCCUUGGCCGCUGCAUUGCAACAAAUGGCAAACAUAGCUGGAUGGAUGAUGGUGGGCGUGCCGGUCGGCCAUCGUUGUCAUUGACUGACCUUCCUGUGAGGCUUUGACGGCCUGCUUGGCAGCCUUGAGCAUCGACACGAUCGCAGACGCCUUCUUCCUGCACACCAGACACACGAGGCGUGUAUCCAGCCAUGAUGAGAGUACCCAUCCCUCCGUCCCUCCCUCCGUCCCCCGUCUUUUGUCCCUGUCUCUUGCUUACUCCUUGUUCUCUGCGCGUUUCCGCGCCUCCUCUUCUUCGUCAACUAUGGACAUCGCCAGAGGGUCGAGGUACGGCACCUCCACUGGUGCUGCUGCCGCCGCCGCUGAUGCUGGUGCUGCUGUGGGUACUGGCUCGGCCGUCUUCUCGUCCUGGGCAGUGGCGGAGGUGUCGCCCUCCUCGCCGGUCUUCUCUGUCUGCUUGAGCCGUGCCGCUGCCGCCUCGACAAUCAGCUGCUGCGUGUUCUCGCCUGUCAUCAGCGGCGCCUGGGGGAAGAGAAGGCAGCACAAGAAGAAUGAAUGUGUCAGUGGUCGACUUUUGUGUGAGUGUGUGACGCACUCACCAGCUCAGCCUUGUCGGUGUCAUAGAAGUAAUACUGCCCCUCACUGCACAGAGAGACGGACAAGGAAAAGUAUCAAAGCAUCAACCGGUUUCCUUUUGUUCUCGGGUGUGCUGUGCUGUGUCCUACGGUGUAAAGUAGAGGCCCGUCUUAGAGUCGAAAUACAUGCCUGAACAAACAAACCCACAACCAGCUCGCACAUCAGAGAAGCUCUGCUAAUGGCGAAGACUUCCUCAUGCCAUGGGCGCGCUGCGUACCGAGGUGAGAGGCGAACCAGAGGCCAGUCUUCUCGUCAAAAGUGGGGGGCGGAGGCUGGUGCUCUGCAGCCAUACACACACACACACCGAACCAACCGCCAUCAAUCCAUAAAUCAGCCAUCUUCCCUCCCUGUUGUGUGUUCGUGUCGCUGACUGACCUGCGGCGUUUUGUUUGUCGUCAUUGUUAUCGUUUUCCAUGGUGAUGGUGGCGGCUGCCGAUUGCUGGUGUAGCUGGCCUUGCCACAUCUUCAUGUAGUUUUCCCACAUGUCUUUGUUGCAGCUGCGGUCGUACGACUGCGAGAGACCACAGACAGACAGACGACAACAGACAGCCAGAGGGACGGCCGGCAUGAGCAAGAGCGAUGAUGACUGUCAUGAGAGAGCCAGUGGAGUGAUAGGGGUAACGAUCGAGGGGUGGGGUGACAGGGGGGCAGGGCAGGGCAGGGAGGGCAGCCAGGCGGCAACGCAACACGACAACAACACCGCCCCGCCCGCCCGCCCGCCCCCUGCCCGCCCGGCCCCGACACUCUGGUGUUGUACUCACGAAAUUCAUCGACUGAGCCGCCUCUAUGGCUUCCCUAUGGUUAUAACACCCACACAGAGACACACAAACAAACAACGGAUGGAUGGAGGGAUGCGUCAGGGCGUGGGUGUGAGGUAGGUGUGGGUGAGUCUCGUCUAACGUACUGGCCAUAGGUGCGUAGGGGGUUGUCCUGCAUCUCCAUCUUCAUCACCGCAGCCAAACUCUCGUCCUGCACACACAAGACACAACACGACACAACACAACACAACACAACACACGCACCAACAUACAGAUGCGCCGUACAGGAAGCCCUCCUGUCGCCGUCUCUUUUCUGACCUUGCCGUGCUUGGCAUAAUGGGCCCGCACAGACUUGUUGCCGACGCGACUACCUGAAACCAUCCGACUCGUGCCCAUGCCGUCGACCGAUCGACCCACCCAUGCAUCACCUGUGGCGAGGAAAGCGGUCAAUGCCGCCUUGGCCUCCUCCCUGCUGUAGAACUCGAUGAAACAGAAGCCUGUCAAAAAAGGCGAUAGCACCAUGACACAUGGAAGGAAUGGAUGUGUGUGCUCGCGCUUUGUCUCUCUCCGCACGUCUCUCACCUCUGCUGACGCCGGUGUUUUUGUCCCUGACGAGCCUGAGGUCCUUGACGGUAGCGAACGGCAUAAAGGCAGCCUUGAUCUGACAGACACCAGCGGACAGAGACCGAGUGUCAGUCUGGCGCUCAGGUUCUUCCCCUUCUCUCUCUUUCACGUCAUCGUCUGUAGAGUUCGGAUCGAGGCCCUUGACAAUCAACGUCUGACACACACAGAGAGAGAGCCGGCUGAUUUCAUCCCUUUUCCCUCGGUGAGUGGGUCAUGUGUGUGGUGGUGACACACACCAGUGCUGGUUCCUCUGCGAGUGGGUUAGGCGAUCCGUGGGCUAUGUGGACGCAGUUGGGCAUCUUCGGCUCCCCACACUGCUUGCACUCGGUCCGCUUCGUGAAGUUGAUGUAGUCGCACUGGCUCACACACAACACACACACACAAUACACACACACCGUGAUCAUAGCUGCAUUCAUAAUAUUGCGCCUGAUCAAUGUGUGGGUGUGUCGCUCGCUGACUUGACGCACUACUCACCUUCGCACAGAUCCAGUCCAUCUGCUGCUGGCCGUCUUUGCCCGCCCCUCCCUUGUCCCACCACUGCCACUGCCCGUCGCCGCGCCGCCCCUCACGCGCAUCCUCUCGCGAGAAAUCAACGGGGCAAUCGACGCCCUUACCCAGCUCAAACACACCAAACGUCGACUGACACACAGACACAAGACGGCACAUGACAUGAAUGAAUGAAAGACCAAAUGAGAGAGUUGGUGUCCUGGCUGUCUGUCUGUCUGGUUACCUUGAGGAAGGUACUAGCGUCUUCUACAGUAGCGAAUUCGAUGAACCCGAAUCCCCUCGACUCGCCCGUGCCCUUCUGGCGGGCGAUGCGCACUGAGAUCGGGGGGGCGAAGUGCUCACGACCACACAUCGCACGCACCGCCGUCUCUAUCUGAAUGACCGAACGGUGCAGAGAGAUAGCCCACGUGUGGAUCCACUCACACUCUGUGGCGUGGCCACCCUGGUGUGUGCGUGAGAUGCGUACCUGCAGCUCCACUACGGUCGGCGGCAGCUUCCGAACCAUGAUCUGAUUGACGACGAGAGGGCAACAAUUGUGGCCGAGCACCUCACAUCAAGAAAACACGUGCGCCGUGUGUGUGUGUGUAUGUGCUGACCGUGGAGGCUGGCGGCACGACCGACGCGAAUUCGGUGCUGCCCCGUCCGUCCCCGCCGGCAUACCAGUCCUGGAACCCCUCGUCUCCUUUGCCCUGACCCUGCUGUUGCCCCUGCUGCCGCAUUACCUUGCUGUCCCACCUGCUGUCACGCUUCCUAUCUCCGCCACCGCCCGCACCCCGGUCCCUGCUCCGGCUCCGAUGCCGCGAGUGCUGCUUCCCGCGCCCAUCACUCCCAUACCCGUCAUCGCCGUCCUCAUCCCGCCUCUGCCACCUCUUCCUCUCCCGGCUGUCGCUCCUGCUGUCCUCCUCCUCCUGCUGGUAGGACGGCGCUGUCAGCCCUGGCGCACUGCCGAAGUCCAGAAAGGGUGUGUGCGCCCCGUUUUGCUGCUGGAUAUACUGUUGAGCCAUGGCCAUGGCGCUAGAGGGCGGCCGUGUGGGUGGAGGGGGAGGCUGGAAGGGCGUCUUGGGCGCCGCUGGCAUGUAUGAGGCUGCGAAGAAACCCUGCGACGACGGCGGGGGCGGUGGGGGCGGAACUUGUGCUGGCUGCUGGCCAGACUGAUACAUUACUGACUCGUGGCCUGUACGCUUCUCCGCCCCUUUCACG